AUGAUUCCGAAUCAAGCUAACUGCAACAGGAAUUCCAAAACUAUUAUGAAUGAUUCAAAUAGAGAUGAAGCAGUUGGCGGUUCGACAGAUGAUCUUUAUCCCUAUUAUUUUCGUGGAAUUGUUGUUGUUGGAUUUGGUCGCGGUGGUCGAAAGCUAGGUUGUCCUACUGCAAAUAUGGAUGACAAUGUCAUUUUAUGCCUACCUCCUCAUUUUCCAUGUGGCGUCUUUUAUGGGUUUGCAAAUGUCAACCGUGGUGAAGUAUAUGGAAUGGUAACUAGCAUCGGAUGGAAUCCACACUUCAAAAAUGAACGGAAAACAAUUGAAGUCCAUAUACUUCAUGAUUUCCAGGAAGAUUUCUAUGGUGCCGAAGUCCGUGCUGUUUUAGUUGGUUUUUUGCGUCCUAUGGUUGCAUUUAAUUCUUUGGAUGAGCUAAAAACAGCCAUAAAUAAUGAUGUGGCACUGGCAGAGAGUUUGUUAUCAGCUCCCGAAAUGAUGGUCUACAAAAAAUCAAAUUUCUUUUCGCAGUGA
This is a messenger RNA of Brugia malayi, 528 nucleotides long. Its product is annotated as riboflavin kinase, putative. Lineage: Eukaryota; Metazoa; Nematoda; Chromadorea; Rhabditida; Onchocercidae. The record is from RefSeq and is a predicted model, not a curated record. The transcript is spliced from 5 exons. Bases 1 to 528 code for a protein of 175 amino acids. Gene Ontology annotation, biological process: FMN biosynthetic process; riboflavin biosynthetic process. Gene Ontology annotation, cellular component: mitochondrion. Gene Ontology annotation, molecular function: riboflavin kinase activity.